Molecule: messenger RNA, 1280 nt
Organism: Cuscuta europaea
Lineage: Eukaryota; Viridiplantae; Streptophyta; Magnoliopsida; Solanales; Convolvulaceae
Source: the annotation of a GenBank genome assembly
UUUCAAGGAUGGCGCAGUGGAAGAUCGAGAAUUUUGGACCCUCGACAUACAAACGAUCCGACCCGUUCAAAAUGGGCAUCUGGAACUGGCAUUUAUCAGUGGAGAGGAAUCGAUAUGUGUAUAUUCGGCUGUUCCCCGAACCUACUCGGGCUUCCAAGGACCAGCCUCCAGGGGCAAAGUUUGUCCUAAGAGUCGCCGCUCCUUCAACCAACCGCCAACCCCUCAUCUCCCAAGUUUUUGACAGAGUUCUUCGGUCAAGCGAUGAUUUUGCUUGGCCUAUUGAUUCCAACCUUCAAGGACACCUCAUCAUUGAUGUUGAGUUCCAUGACCUAAAGAUCUACCAAAAAAAUGGUGAAGGAACUUCCAUAUGGCCUGGUGACAGUAUGAUGCAUUCUAUGGCUACCCAAACCACUCUUAGGUGUCUCUCUCGCAUGCUUUAUGAGUCCAUACACGCUGAUGUAACUAUCAAUACAGCUGAUGGAUCACUACAAGCUCACAAGGCAGUUCUUUCUGCCAGCUCUCCAGUAUUCCACAGCAUGUUCCUCCAUAACCUAAAGGAGAAAGUGUCAUCAGUUAUUAACAUAGAAGACAUGUCAACAGAUUCAUGCAUGGCACUUCUGGGAUACAUAUAUGGGACAAUUAAACAGGAGGAUUUCUGGAAACAUCGAUUGGCACUGCUAGGGGCAGCAAACAAGUAUGACAUUGCAGACAUGAAAGAUGCUUGUGAGGAAAGUCUAUUAGAUGAUAUUACCACCCUUAAUGUUCUUGAGAGGUUGCAAGAAGCCUGGGUUUACCAGCUGCAUAAACUGAAGAAAGGGUGCUUGGCAUAUUUGUUUGACUUUGGCAAGAUUUAUGAUUUGAGGGAAGAAAUUAAUAUCUUCUUCAGGCAGGCUGACAGAGAACUGAUGCUCGAAAUGUUUCAUGAAGUCCUCACAGUUUGGAAACCUUUAUAAGAGAUUGCUUGACUUGAACCACUAUUUUGUCUCCAGGUGUAGAUAGGGUGUGUGCUGGCAUUAAUAUCAUGGAUCGAUUCUUGUUAGCCGGCCUCAAAAUCUUUUGGGACUAAGGCUUAGAUGUUGUUUUUGUUGUGUGUAGAUAGGAUGUGCCUAAGUUUCGAAUGUCAGUUUGGGUGAAAAAUAGGUCUUUGACUCUUAUGUGCAGGAAAUGCAAAAUGUACCAGGUCAAAAUAUAGUGUUUGUAUUGGACCACGUUCUAGCCUAGAAGAGUUAUCUUUUGUUCUUUAUAAUUAGAGAACAGAUAAAGUUCAAUUCACCUGAUUU